Molecule: messenger RNA, 1265 nt
Organism: Etheostoma spectabile (orangethroat darter)
Lineage: Eukaryota; Metazoa; Chordata; Actinopteri; Perciformes; Percidae
Product: proteinase-activated receptor 2-like
Exons: 2
Coding region: 37-1170 (377 amino acids)
Biological process (GO): blood coagulation; thrombin-activated receptor signaling pathway; phospholipase C-activating G protein-coupled receptor signaling pathway
Cellular component (GO): plasma membrane
Molecular function (GO): thrombin-activated receptor activity
Source: RefSeq, a predicted model, not a curated record
AGUCUCACUUUACCUUCCUCCACACCAUCUGUAAUCAUGACUGCGAGGAUGCGUUGGUUUCGCCUGUUCCUCCUUUUGUGCUGCGUGCGGAGCUGCCAGCCGACAAAUAUAGACCCCCAAGGCGCCACUGGUACAGAGACAGACAAAGGGGUUUGGGUCAACUCCCAAGGCCGUCAAGUGCUGAGCAGCCAUCUAACAACCGUCUUCAUCCCCAUCAUCUACAUCAUCGUGUUUGCUGUGGGACUGCCCACCAAUGCCAUGGCCAUCUGGGUGUUCCUCUUCAGGACCAAGAAAAGACACCCGUCGUCCAUCUACAUGGCCAACCUGGCUCUGGCUGACCUGCUGUUUGUCAUCUGGAUCCCCUUAAAGAUAGCGUACCACUUCAACGGCAACAACUGGAUCUACGGGGAGGGCUUGUGCAAAGUGCUGGUGGGGUUUUUCUACGGCAACAUGUACUGCUCCAUCGCCUUCAUCGCCUGUAUAAGUGUUCAGCGUUACUGGGCCGUGGUCCAUCCGUUGUCCCAUCAGCAGAAAGACAACCGCGUAGCUGUUGCAGUCUCCGUCAUGGUCUGGGUGGUGGUCUGGCUCCUCACCAUCCCGCUCUACCUGUAUGAACAAGAGGUCUUUGUCCCGAACCUCAAAAUCCACACCUGCCACGACGUCACCAGGCCCAGUCAGAAGGAAAUGGCUGCAGGCUACUUCCUGACAAUGGGAAUUGUGGGAUUUGUUGUGCCAACCGUUGUGUGCAUCAUAUCCUAUAUCCACAUGCUCAAGUCUCUCAAGAACAGCAUGGCGGACCCCGAUAUUGCCAAGAGGCGACGAAAAGCAGUGGUCUUGAUCAUCACCGUGCUGGUGAUGUUUUUGGUGUGCUUCACCCCCAGUAAUAUCAUGCUGCUGGUGCACUAUGUCCUCCUGUUGGUUGGGACUGACAACAACCUGUACGGAUUUUAUAUCACCACACUGUGUUUGGCGAGUCUCAACAGCUGCUUCGACCCCUUUGUUUACUACUUUAUCUCCGAGGACUUCAGGAAUCAUGUGAAGAACACCUUCCUGUGCAGGAGUGAGAGGACAGUUGAGAGGAUGAGGGUCUCCUUCAGCGCUCUCAAGUUCUCCAAGAAGAGCAACACGUAUACCUCUGAUUCAGGGAACACUCGGAGCACUGAGUGUUAGUGCAUCAAUAGUUUUUAGGCUAAUUCCUGAUCAUAAAACUCCCCCUAAGACAACAUGGAUUUCUUUACUGUGACUUAUCCAUGUGAGGAAAAACA